AUGGCAUCUCGAGGGCGUGAAAGGGGCAGAGAAUUCUGGAUGGGCCCAGGCCUGGCCGGGAUGGGGAUAAAAGCUGCUGGCUCCCACCAGCCGAGCAGAGCAGCUCCAGGACCAUCGGAGAGAACUCAGCCCCAGUGCUCUGAGCCAGCCACAGAAGCAGAGAUGCUGUGCCGCCUGCACCUCCAGCCACCUUCCCACCGCACCCUGGCUCCCUGGGUGGGCCCCAUACGCACGCUGUGGCCUCAACCCAGCACUGUCUUUGCUGAGCUGGAGCGGGAGCUGCGAUGGGAGAUGGAGCAAGCCCAGGAGUUUAUGAGCAGUUUCCAGCAGCUCUUGGCAGGUGGAGGGAGCAGUAGCCCCAUCAGAGAGCGAGAGCAGAGCACCAGCGUGGCGCCGCCCCAGGGAGCAGAUGGGGCCUUCACUGUGUGCCAAGAUGUCAAGGGCUUUGACCCCAGUGACCUAAUGGUGAAGCUGGUGGGCAGGAAGGUGCUGCUGACGGGCAAGAAGGAGAUGCAGAGUGAGGACGGUAAAGGCUCCUUCUCCUACAAGUACGAGGUGUUCAAGAGGGAGUGGGACGUGCCCGAGGGCGUAGACCCUGACGGCCUGACCUGCUCCAUCUCCAGUGCGGGCCAGCUACGCAUUGAAGCCCCACGCCAGGCACUGAUGGCUGACCCGGAGAGGAAUGUGCCCAUCCAGAUCGCCUCGGUGGGGAGUGCAGAAGCUGGAGCUGUGGUGGGCUCCGAGGAGGAAGCCAAUGGCAGAGCCAAGGCAUAACGGGGACUGAGAGCUGACUGCUCUCCCUGGCUCAGCCUGGGCAACAUCUGAGUCCUGGAGCAGGAGCUGAGCUGAGACUUAUCGGAGACUGAUGCACAGCCAGUGGGGGUGGGAGGAUGCGGGAGACUAUCUAACUGCCCUUAAGAUUUGUAUUAUGUUGCUAUUUUAUAUAAAAUAAAUGGGGCUGUCUUUUCCAUGCAUUGCUGCUGCCUUUGCCAGGCUUGCUGGGUCCCAGAUUGUC
Molecule: messenger RNA, 1015 nt
Organism: Alligator sinensis (Chinese alligator)
Lineage: Eukaryota; Metazoa; Chordata; Crocodylia; Alligatoridae
Product: heat shock protein 30C-like
Exons: 1
Coding region: 1-774 (257 amino acids)
Biological process (GO): response to heat; protein refolding
Molecular function (GO): protein folding chaperone
Source: RefSeq, a predicted model, not a curated record